GCACAGGCCUGGCGGCGGCGGGACCAGGGUCUCCCUGUGUAGCCCAAGCUGGUCUGGAAUAUGGAAUCCUCCUGCCGUAACCCAAGUGCUGGGAUUGUAGCUGGAGCUGCUGUCAGAGAACUGGGAGGUGGAGCUGGAGCUGACCAACCCGAGGAGCUGGCUGACCCAGGCCCCAGCACAACAGGGGUACUAACUAGCGCUGGCUAGUUAGUGUUGGGAAAGCCGCAGCUACAGCUUCUGUUCGCCACUGCCUCGCACCUUCUGCUGGGGUCAGCAUGGAGCCCGGUGGUGCCUCCGUCCCUGCUGCCUUGCCGUACUACGUGGCCUUCUCCCAGCUGCUGGGCCUUACCGUGGUGGCUGUGACUGGCGCAUGGCUGGGCCUGUACCGAGGUGGCAUUGCCUGGGACAGCUCGCUGCAGUUUAAUGUGCACCCACUCUGCAUGGUCAUAGGCAUGAUCUUCCUGCAAGGAGAUGCUCUCCUGGUGUACCGUGUCUUCAGAAAAGAAGCCAAACGCACGACCAAGAUCCUGCACGGGCUGCUUCAUGUCGUUGCUCUCAUCAUCGCCCUGCUGGGCUUGGUGGCCGUGUUCGACUAUCACAGGAAGAAGAGCUAUCCAGACCUAUACAGCUUGCACAGCUGGUGUGGGAUCUUAGUCUUUGUUCUUUAUUGUGUGCAGUGGCUUGUGGGUUUCAGCUUCUUCCUGUUCCCUGGAGCUUCGUUCUCUCUGCGGAGCCGGUACCGCCCACAGCACAUAUUUUAUGGUGCCACCAUCUUCCUUCUUUCUGUGGGCACAGCCCUCCUGGGCCUGAAGGAGGCGCUGCUGUUCAAACUUGGGACCAAGUACAGCAAGUUCGAACCCGAGGGGCUCCUGGCCAACGUGCUGGGCCUGCUGCUGGUCUGUUUUGGGGUGGUUGUGCUCUACAUCUUGGCUCAAGCUGACUGGAAGCGGCCUUCCCAGGCUGAAGAGCAAGCCCUCUCCAUGGACUUCAAGACGCUGACAGAGGGAGACAGCCCCAGUCCCCAGUGACGGCCUUGGGUGAUCCUCCCGGUUCUGUGGGUUCUCGGAUAUCUUUCUGCCCCUCCCUGCAGAGCCUGAAACUUUAGGUCCAGGAGUGCCUGCUGGGCAGUGGUGUUAGUUUAGUGGGAUUUCAGGUUUUGGCUUUGUCCUCUGCUUUUCCUUCCUGCUUGCAGCUUCUGAUGCAUCCUGUGAGCCACGUGUGGGCCCCGCCUGUACCUCCUGCUGCCCAUUCACUUGCAGAAAGCUUGGUGGGGCGCUGGGGUCAAGCCUAGUCCUGAUCGUUAGGGGAGCUAGCUCCACCCUCCAGGCAGCUGAUGGCUGGCCCCCCCCCCCCCCCCCCCCCCAGGGACUGGUGUGGAAAAGCCAAGCCUGCUGCUUGUGCAUUCAACCCAGGAGUCCUAGCGGCUCGGGAAGCAUGUGUCCUUGGCAGUAGAGCAAGUGAUACGAUGUGUAAAGUAUGUUGGUGUUCAGACUGAGGUUCCCCCAAAGGGUUGAGUCUGGCCCCUGAAAGAGCCAUGUGGCUUGGCCAAAGGUCCACACUGUCGCAGACCUUUCUGGUCUUUAACCCCUGAGCCUUAAGUAGGCUUUUCAGGGAAGGGACUAGGUGCUCAGAAUGCAAGUAUGUACCUGCCCUGGUGGAUGAGGGCAGGCUGCUGGUGGCGAGGGGCCUCCUGGCCUCCUGCUGUCCACCUGGGCAGUUCCUCCCUCCAACAGGGGAUGAGCCCCGGUUUCCUUCUGCAGGCCAGCCUGGACAGGCUCUGGGAGGGCAGGUCGCAUACCUUCUGCUGUUUGUCUUGCUCUCCAGGGGGGUUCUGGGUUGCCCGACUUGACUGAAGCAGCCCUGGAGGAUUAUUGUCCUCCCACACUUGGGUCCAUCUUCCCUGGACAAUAGGACUGAAGUGGACAGAGGGAUGGGCUUGGUCUCCUGUGGUGUCUGCACACAGCUUCAACCCCUGCUGCCUGUUGUGUUGUUAGCUGAGUCACUGCUUGGCUUGAGUCUAGAAACAAUGUGAUUAGAGCAUUGGUCUCGUGCUUCUUGGGCUUGGCAACCGCUCUCUCCUCUCCUGGGCCUUGAUAGACAUGGAUAACUUAACAAGGAGAUUAGCAGUUUCUGAACCUGAUAAUUCCUUUAGGUCAAGAGGCCGGCCUUCUGUCAGAUUUCUUGUGUAACUGUGCUGUGGGUCUCUUUCUCCAGCAGUGGUGGAGCCCCCUCUCCCGGCCUCCCCCCCCCCCCCGGGCUGCCCAUCACCCUGGCCCCUCCAGCUCUCCAUUUGCAGGGAUGGUGGGUUUGCCUCCCGUUUCAAUUGUGUAUGCUGCAAGGAUAGGGAUCUUAUCGAUUCUUUCAUCAGCUGGCACACUGAUACAGUCAAAUGUUUACAUGUGGGAGACUUGUCUUUAGACAAACCCCGAGUAUCAUUGUGAAUCUCCCGUGCCAGACUAUACAGAAAACCAGAACUCAUCGAGAGCCUGUAAACUAGUCUUUCUGCCAAAGUGUAUGAUACAUGACUUAGGACCAAAGAAGGCCCCCAAGCAGAUGUGUGUGGUUUCUUGUGUUUGCCUGUGGCUGUCUCCUGUGACGUACAGUGUGUUGUUGGUGCAGCGGAUGAAUCAAUACAUUCUACAGCCGACUACUCGCCUUCUGUUUUCAUUUGUGGAGGCAAGAAAAGGACCCAAAGCUUUAUGCCGUCAGAUUCCGAAGUUAGUUCUACUAGGGAUGAGAGAAACUGUCCCCAGGGUGGGUACCGCAGAUAAAGUGACUGGCAGAUUCUCAGCACAGGACGCACAGGUCUCUGUGGUGGUUGGGUUUGGCCCCCGUGGAGGGGAUCCUGGAGGGCUCUAGGAGGCCCAAACAUGGCAAACAUGGCGCCCACAGUUCUUCUCUUACCCUUGUCUGCCAUUCCUCUGCCUUGCUAAACUGCAGACUACAUUCCGAAAGCUAGUUGCGUCCAGUCACUUAUUUGGCCACCUCCUCCUCCUGAGGCUGACCAUUAAGAUCCAGCUAUCAAACUAUUGCAGUACAGCAAUCAAAAGCCCCCUUUUGGUUACCCCAACUGACAUAAUCAAAACAAACCAACUCACCCCAAAAUGGGGUUUCCCCUUGUACCUUUUAUAAACCGCCAUUUGCCUAUGGGCCACAGCUGUCGCCUCUCUAUCCAGAGGCAGGUCCUUUGUCCCUCCAGGGCAAAUACCCUUUACCUUUCUCCCUUAUUCCUUUCCCCUUCUCCCUCAUCCUCUAUCCCCUGUCUUUGUCUCUUAUUCCCUGUCCUCUGUGCCUCUGGGACAAAUAAAUCUCCUUUGUGCGGAGAACUUAGUCUUGGGAUGUCUUGUGCCAACUCUGAGGUCCUUUCAGAGCUUCCCUUGUUUUUUACCUGAGCCUGGGAAGGCUGGUGCCCAAGUACCUUGUCUGUUGACCCUUUCAACAUCUCCUUCUGAUCCUUAAGAAGAGGAGCAAAGCUUUUAAGAAUGAGCUGAGAUUCUGUGUUAGGUUGAUUUAUGUGACUCAUGCAGGAGCUAUGCUUAUGGAAAGUUUGGGUGGGUCUCACUUUGCCUUCCUAUGCAUGGUGGCACAUGUCUGAUAAAGCACAUGGCAGGCAGGAGGAUCUUGAGGCUGGUCUGGACUACACGGGCAGACCCCAUCUUAAAAUAACAGGGCUAGAGGUGGUAGAGUACUUGCUUAGCAUAGGCAAGGCCCUUGGUUCUGUAUCAGGACAAAAAAACAAACAAAUAAAUACCCCAAUGACAGAAAUAAAGCUAAAAAUACCGUACUAGAGAGUUAUUUCUUUCUGUUUUAUGAGACAGGGUUUCUCUGUAUAACAGCCCUGGCUGUCCUGGAAAUCACUCUGUAAACCAGGCUGGCUUUGAACUCACAGAGAUCCGCCUGC
Microtus oregoni (creeping vole) is the source of this 3901-nucleotide messenger RNA. RefSeq names its product transmembrane ascorbate-dependent reductase CYB561. Gene Ontology annotation, molecular function: oxidoreductase activity. Gene Ontology annotation, cellular component: lysosomal membrane. Lineage: Eukaryota; Metazoa; Chordata; Mammalia; Rodentia; Cricetidae. The record is from RefSeq and is a predicted model, not a curated record.